Molecule: messenger RNA, 852 nt
Organism: Tremella mesenterica DSM 1558
Lineage: Eukaryota; Fungi; Basidiomycota; Tremellomycetes; Tremellales; Tremellaceae
Exons: 6
Coding region: 1-852 (283 amino acids)
Source: RefSeq, a predicted model, not a curated record
AUGGUCAACACACCCAUCCCUGAAAGCAUGAAAGCACACAUGCACUUUGUUGCCGACUUCAAAGACUACCUCGCAGACGGUGUUCCCAUCCCCACCCCCCCGAGAGCAAUGCGUCAGGCUUUUGUCUAUACUCACAGCAUCUCUGUUCUCGCCGAUCAGGAUCAUGAGAGAGAUGUCAUGGCGUUAGAUUGUGUAGCUUUUUUGUGGAACCUGUCGUCGGCCAACCAUGUCGAUGGCGCUGCCCUGAUGCCCGCUCUUGCCGCUUUCAAAGACGAGAUCAUGGUGUCCCUCAACCGACUCACCAUCGAUCUGACGACGGUCAGGAAUGACAUGACCUCCGUCAAGACGGACGUUGCCUCGCUCAAGACGGACGUUACCUCGCUCAAGACGGACGUUGCCACGCUCAAGACGGAUGUUGCUUCCCUCAAGACAGACAUGACCGGAACGGCAAACUCGCGAUUGACCGCUGGUAGGCAGUCGAUGAUUCCUGUUCCGUCCACCAUACAUUCCGGAUCACAUCCACAGGGUGUACUUCGCACCGCGUAUCCAAUCACUUCUUACACUUUUGUUCAGUACCUUACCGUGCCUGAUUUGGACAUGUGGAUCGAAUGGUACGGACGUCAGGGUAACUGGAAAACGUCUGCACAGGAUCAAAAAGUGCUGUGGUUGUGCGCAUUUUUGUUUGAUAGUGAUAGUGUUAGGAUGGGUUGGGUAUUUAACCAGCGACCGGCGGUAUGCAGUAACCGCCGGUUAAUAGGCCUUUUAGCACAGUGGUUUAGACCGCUGCCUCUGAAGGGCACUGUUAUAUCGUCCCAAUGCUGGGCCCAAGGUGUCGAAGAGAUUCUAUGUUGA